CUCUGAUUUGAAGUUUGGGUUGACAAUAGGGCAGCAGUGUGCUAGUUUAUGUGACAUUACUCUUAUAAAUGUGCAAUGUACAAAGCUAACAGUUGACAUGCAGUUAAUGUGUCAAAAUGCACGAACUCUUCACACAAGUCCUCUCGCACAAGGAUCUCUCAAAAGCUGGUGAUUUGUUUAAUGUAUCUGACCACUUGAUUGUCAACGAUCUCACUGAUGUUGUAAAUAAAAUUUUAGAAAUUGCCAGCUUGCCAGAGUAUACUCGAAAUGACAAUGACCAAAGUGUUGUUGAGAUAUGUAUCACUCGUGUUACAUCUGCCAUCAGGGAAACUGGGAGUAUUGAGCAGCAUGCAGAAGCUCUGGUGGCUCUCUUGCAGACUUGUCUCAACCACAACCUUCGACCAUCCACACGUGACCAUGACCCCCCACAUGCUAAGAUUGCUUCUGAUGUUGUCUCUUGUAUCUUCCUGAACUAUCACAAACGAGGAGUGAUGGCUCUGGCUCUUCCUGUAGCAGUGAAAUUUUUGCAUAAAGGGAAUCGUGAACUUAGCCGCAACAUGAGUUCCUACCUCUCUUUGGCAGCUAUUGAAGCAGCUGAUCUUCUGGCUUUACAUAUUCAGCCUAUUAUUGAUUCUGUGAUAUCAGGCAACUACUCACUGUCUCGUGUACUACCCCAGAUAUAUGCAGUUAAGAAGGAACCUAUACAUGACCAUGUGAUGACUUUGGUCUCUCUCCUGCCUCAGUGUGAUACAAAUGAAAAACUUGGACUCCUUAUGCUCUUCUCACUUGUUGCUAAAAACAGACCUGCACUUCUAGAACCAUCACUGCCACAGCUAGUCGAGUGUUUAAGCAUAAGCGGUACCUCUAUGGCCACCUUACAGAUAUUUGUGGAAUUGUGUGCUUGGCGACCUCACCCAUUCUCUGAACAUGUUACCAGACUAAAGAGUAUUAUAGAGCAGCAGCCUCAUUGUCUUGCCCUAGCCUUACAGGUGAUGGCUGCUGUAGGUAGAAUUAGCAAGGAGAAAGGCAAGAGUUCCUUGGACUACAUUGCUCAGCAACUUCCUAAGGUUGACUCCAAUAGCUUAGGUGUUGUUUUGCGUGAGGUGCAAGUGUUGUGUAGUCAGUACCCAGCUCUUCUAGUGGAGUCAGAGUCCCUACUGACUGCUGUUAAUAAGUGCACUGACCGCUCCAACACUUCUGCCCGAGUUUACAUUCAGCAACUUAAUAAUGAGUACAAUGAAAUAAGAAACACCAAUGUGAACCACACUCCAGGUGGGGUUACCAUUGUUCGUGUGGGAGGGGGUGGGGGCAGAACAGAUGCUGUAGUUGGUUCAAGUCGUACAGAUCUCAGCCUUGCUACACGUGACCUGAGUAUAUUCCAGCCUCACUCGUCAAGUGCUGCUGGUAUUGGAAAAUUUGGCCAUAAAUAUCAAAAGCACAGUGAUACAUCAAGAAGUACAGGACGGUUGGUCACAGCCUCCAAUAGAUCAAUGCCAAGGUUAAAUGCUUUGCCUCAAAGUACUGGUCGUCUUGGGUCAUCCUCAAUUCAGUUGAACAAAUCCAUGACACGUCUUAGUUCCUCUCAUGGUAUGCACAUGAAUCGCUCCAUCACUGUUCUGGCUCCUCCGUCACGUCACUUUUCGGGUCACCUUGGACCAAGUACAGGUCACUUGGGUCAUGGCUCAGUUGCUGGCCAUCACCUAAGUGGCUCUCAAGUUUGUGGCUCUCAGAUUGGAGUGUCACGAUUGGUAUCUAGUCCUCCUCCACCUCAUUGUGUUCCCCUCUCUGCUAUAUCACCACUUCCAGGCACAGUGAGUCCAACCAAGAGUAUGAGCUCUUCAUUAGCAACACUACGUGAGGGUGCUGGAGAACUGGGUGCAUCUUCGAGUAUUCUGGGAGGACCCCACCAGUCCCAAGCAACUCUCUUACCUCCAGAUCUGCCUCAUACUACUACAGUAACUUCUACAGGACAUCAUACUUUGUCACUACCACUUCAUUUGUCAUCUCGAGAACUUGCUCCCUCAUCAUUGCCAGUGACAGUGUCUGGUGUAGGGGGUGUUAUUGCUCAUCUCAGGCACUCCCAGUCACCACUCUCCUUGCCUCCCUCGACUGUUUCAUCCACCACCACUGUCACCACCACAACCACCCUUCAUUCAUCAUCUGGGAGUUGUAUUACCAGUGGUCAUGGUGUUGCAACAAGGUCCAAUACAACUCUGACACACAUCACUCAAGACCACCACACCACAACUACUAAUGCUUGCACUCAGAGAAUCAGUGUGUUUGAACCCUUUGCUAUGAGGGAUACAGUACAGCACUUUUGUGAGAAGCACUUGGACAAGAUUAAAGCCUACAUGCAGAAGAUCUUUGUCAAACUUCCUCUGCCUGUACGCUGUGGUAUUGAAGAGAGAAAAAAUAAAAAACAUGCAAAGCUGUACUUUGCAUGCCAGGGCAAAGGAGAACAUUGUCUUUAUAAUAAACAUCUAUUCACUAUGAAAACUAGAAAUCCAAGGAUCUGGAUUCAUCUCAUGUUCCUUGCUCUUCAGGCUCGGUCCUGCGUGGCCCUGAGUACUCGGGAGAUGCAGGUGAGCAGCCUUAAGAAUUGCUGGGACAUUCUUAAAUGUGAUACAAAGACAUUCGUCACUCUGGUCACUUCAGCCUUCCCUUCCGCAAAGGACAUGGAUAUGUUAAUGCAUGAGUUACGGAAUGCACGUUUUUUUGACGUUUUUGAAUACAAUGGAGUGGAACAACAGUGGGGCUGUUUUCUCUGCAACCAUCCAGAUCGUGCAAGAGGCUUUGUUGAUGAGGAUACACCUGUAAUUGAGGGGCAGCUAAAGGAAAAGAAAAGCAAGUGGAAAAUUUUUCGCAAGUGGCGCACAAGGUACUUUACUCUGUCAGGAGCACAUCUCUCUUACAGAGGAGCUGGCACAGUAAGUAAAAGAAUUGAAGAAGAGCAGAAUGUAAGUGUGGGGGAGGUACGGAAGAUGAAAGUAAGUAAGGUGGGAGCAGACCCCAUUCCCAAACUUUUUAAAUUUCACAAUAAUAAAUCUUCGGUAAUAAAACAAAAAGACUCCAGUAAUGCAGAAGAGUGGAUACGAUGCUUAUCAAUUGUGGUUGCACACUCUCAUGCUCGGGAGGAACAAAGUCAUGGACUGCUAAAAACGACCACAUCCAUUCCCCGCAGCUUUAUGUAUGGUUAUCACUCAUCUGAUAUGCGAACAGCUGUGUAAGCUAGAGUUUUAAGCAAAUAAUUUUCAUCAAGGUUUAAAGUUUUAUCAGAGGAGUAUUGAAACCACAAUACGUUUUUCAUUUAGUAUUGACCAAAAAAUGUUAUUUUUUUAUAAAUGAAUUGUUGAGUAAUACCAGAUUAAAUUUUAUAUAAAUGUUAAUAUUAGAAUUUGUUAUGAUAUAUAAUAUUUAUGCCCAAAAAUUAUUUUUGACAGAUGAAAUUAUUUGAUGUAAUUGUUCAAAGAUUAUAAUAAAUUGUUAGAUGGUUGAUUUGGUCUAAGGUAUGGCUGACACUUUCAUAAAGACAGUAAUUGGUAAGUUGUUAUUGAAGGUAUAAGGUAUGAUGUGUUUCAUCUCAUAGGCCUUAUAAACUGGAUGUAUGCACAUAAUAUUGCUUGGGUAACUUUCACUUGAUAAUUUGUUGCAUUGUGCUUGCUAGUUUCAGAAUUUUACAUUUUUUAACCCCUUAACUGUCCAAACGUAGAUCUACGUUAGUACCACUAGCACUCCAAACGUAGAUCAACAUUUUAUUUUUCCUGCCUCCAUGAGGCACGAUUGGCCCGAGAUGCCCGGUCAGUAUAGAAUGGUUCUUAACACUUGAUGUGCACAGUGGGAGCACCAGUUCAAUUGAAUGUUGGCUAGAGCAAAUAGCAUGGCAAACACCAGUGAUUCACUGAUGUCAUGUCGUAUUAACGCUCCCCUUUUAAGAGGAAAGUGAUGUUGAUCCAAAAUUUAGUGGCUUUGAGAUGCAUGUGGCCACAAGUGAUCGAGGAAAUAUCAAAAACCUCGAUAAUAACCCAUGCGCAACAUUUUUGCAACAUCCUUUCAUUUUUUAUACCACUGGUAGUGUCAGCCUGCCAGAAUGUCCUAUAACCUAUGCCCCUCUAAGUAAAGAGGAACGAUUCUGGAAUGUGUAAUACGUAUUUGUCAGCCUGGCUGACUCUCUCCAGCGUGUUUAAAACAUUGCUGGUACCUAUAAAUACUUUGUAUUUCUAGACAAUAGUAAAUGACCAAGGCAGGUGAAAAUGUUCACCUGUCAGUGUGUUUGUGACUAUUUGAGUACAAUUUCAGUAUCUUAGUGCCAGAACAAAGAUUGGCUAUGAAAUCAGAAGAACUAUUAUAAAUUGUAAUUUUAUUAUUAUUAUUAUCACACUGGCCGAUUCCCACCAAGGCAGGGUGGCCCGAAAAAGAAAAACUUUCACCAUCAUUCACUCCAUCACUGUCUUGCCAGAAGGGUGCUUUACACUACAGUUUUUAAACUGCAACAUUAACACCCCUCCUUCAGAGUGCAGGCACUGUACUUCCCAUCUCCAGGACUCAAGUCCAGCCUGCCGGUUUCCCUGAAUCCCUUCAUAAAUGUUACUUUGCUCACACUCCAACAGCACGUCAAGUAUUAAAAACCAUUUGUCUCCAUUCACUCCUAUCAAACACGCUCACGCAUGCCUGCUGGAAGUCCAAGCCCCUCGCACACAAAACCUCCUUUACCCCCUCCCUCCAACCCUUCCUAGGCCGACCCCUACCCCGCCUUCCUUCCACUACAGACUGAUACACUCUUGAAGUCAUUCUGUUUCGCUCCAUUCUCUCUACAUGUCCGAACCACCUCAACAACCCUUCCUCAGCCCUCUGAACAACAGUUUUGGUAAUCCCGCACCUCCUCCUAACUUCCAAACUACGAAUUCUCUGCAUUAUAUUCACACCACACAUUGCCCUCAGACACGACAUCUCCACUGCCUCCAGCCUUCUCCUCGCUGCAACAUUCAUCACCCACGCUUCACACCCAUAUAAGAGCGUUGGUAAAACUAUACUCUCAUACAUUCCCCUCUUUGCCUCCAAGGACAAAGUUCUUUGUCUCCACAGACUCCUAAGUGCACCACUCACUCUUUUUCCCUCAUCAAUUCUAUGAUUCACCUCAUCUUUCAUAGACCCAUCCGCUGACACGUCCACUCCCAAAUAUCUGAAUACGUUCACCUCCUCCAUACUCUCUCCCUCCAAUCUGAUAUUCAAUCUUUCAGAACAUAAAAAUUAUUGAAAAUAGUAUAAAAAUGAGAAAAAAAGGUAUAUCGGCAACACUUCUGCAAGCGGCAGGACUCCAUGUUGCUGUCAGGUGAGCAUCCAGCUCCAGCUUUGUGAGCUUAUAUCUUGGUAAGUACUGAUCUUAAAAAAAAAAAAAAAAAUUUUUUUCUUCAAAAUAUUCGGAGCACUGGGCGAGUGAACGUAGAUCUACGUUUGGACAGUUAAGGGGUUAAAAGAAUUUGUUCUGGCAACUGUUUUGUUCAAGUUCUAACCAAGAAACUUUUUUUUUUUCAACCUGUUAAAUUGUGCAGAAAUCUGUGUUUUUUCUGAUCUUAUUUAGCUAUUACCAAACUCUUUUCCGGUGUUUUUGAUGCACAGAACGCUUUUGUUAUGUGCAGGUUUUUGGGAAAUCUCCUGGCUUAUAUUCCUCUUUCCAUUAACUAAAUAAUGGUAGCUUCUAGUGGUACACUCUGUAAUCAUUUAUUUCUUAUUUUACACACUAAUGAACUUGAUGCAAGUAGAGUAUGUUCCAUCCAGUAUUGUAUACAUAUUUAAAAAUAUCAGAUUAAUACAUAUAUUUAUUGUCAUGUAGUCAAUGAUUUAUUUCUUUUGCAUAAAUAUCAUCUCAUUUUCCAAAUGACUUCAUUCUCGUGUAAUAUUUUUUUUUCUUCUUCUUUGAGAACUAACAGAAAAAUAGAAACCAUACUUAGUGUAUCACUAUACAAUUCCUUCUUCUUGGAGCUACCUUCCAAAGGGGUGGCAGCAAUAAAAAAAUCUCCAGUCAACCUUGUUGAAGCAUGGCCUCUUGUAGAAGUACUUCACUAUUCCCUUCCAUUUACUUAACCUCCUUUAUUUCACUGUUGUAAAGCAGGUCCUUGAAUGACGUUUCAUUUAAUGUUUUGUUAUAAUGUUGAUGAGAAAAAAGGUCAAAUGAAUACAACGAAUACAAAUUAUUGUAAAAUAAAAGUUCUUAAAGUAUACUAUCAAAUGCAUAACAAUAAAUGAUGCAGUAUGAAAGUGCUCAGCAAGCCUGCCGUAUUUGUUAUCGUUUUUGAGCUGUGUGGUGGUAGAAGGUUCUCUUUACAAUUUUCACUUUGCAGACUUUUAUUCCUUGAUUUAACCCUGUUGCAACGAGUGUUUGAGGUGCACUGUGCACCUUUGAUGUCUGUGGCCAAAAAAAGAAAAAAAAAACCCAGAGAAGUGUGACAUUAGAAAGAAAACUAGAAAUUUUAAAGAGAUUUGAAGAUGGACAGUGAGGUGUAGUAUAGUUAUGUCAUUUCUUUACAGUCAGUUUCCAAGAAGCUAUCAAUGACAUUAAGUGAAGACUUACCGUAUAUCUGUUGAAUCCUACCAUCAGUCAUCUCUGCCUGAUGUCCAAACCAUACUAGAUUGUUUUUCUACACAAGACCUCGCAUCUUAACCCAUUCUGCUCUCAACCCUCACAUUUGAACCUAUUCUCUUACCCCAAAUCUUGUAUCUUAACUCAUUCUAAAACCCCAAAACUUGCAUCUUAACCCAUUCUACAACCAAAAACUCCUACAUCUUAUCCUAUUCUACUACAGCAAAAACCUACAUCUUAUCCUACUCUACUUCCCCAAAUCACUCGUCUUAACCCAUUCUACUACCCAAAUCUCUUAUCUCAACCUAUUCUACAUUGUUUCUAAACCUAUUUUACUACCUAAUACUUUCAUUUUAACCCAUUCCACCACUCAGAAUAUCAAAAUCCUAUUUUUUUUUUUUUUUUUGCAAACCAUUUUGCUCCACCAACUAAAAUUCACUCGCCAUGUUUUGUACCUUUUCUCUAUUAUUGGUACUACAUCAACAAAAAAACCUGGUCAACAUAGACUAAGCUUUUCUAUCUCAUUAUAACUUGGUUCCCACCUUACUUGCUCUUGGUCUCUUUACAGUAAGAGCGCCAUCCAUGUAUAUUCAUAAGCCACAGAACACUGUAGACCCCUCAUCUUUCUCUUAACAUCUACUGUACAGUGGUCCCUCGAGUUACAACAUUAAUCCAUUCCACAGGAUGCAGGUGUAUGCACCCUGCUGUGUUGCUGGCCAUAUGGGAGGGCCCCGAUUAUAUAGCAGGUUAGGUUCCAGGCUACUGCCGUAAAGCAAAAAUCGCUGUAAAGUGAAUUUCCUUUUUUUUCACUUUUAAAUAAAUAUAAAGGCCUUGUGUAAUAACAGCAACAAUAUUAAUCUUUAUUUCUACAAGUACAUGAUAUAACUAUUACAGACCUAGCUGACAUCAUUGGAAUAUUACUAUAUUUAUAACAAUGCCCUGAUUAUGCAGAGCAUUUUGGGCAACUUAGGUUAAUCUUGGGAUUACCAAUAGAUUUCUGGUUGUCUCCAAGAAGGUGCUGGACAGGCACCUAAAGUCAGUACCUGACAAGCCAGGCUGUGGUUCCUAUGUCAGUUUGUGUGUGGCCAGCAGUAACAGCCUGGUUGAUCAGACCCUGAUCCACCACAAGGCCUGGUCUCAGACUGGGCUGUGGGGGCGUUGACCCCUGAAACCCUCUCCAGGUAUACUGUGCGACCCACAACAGUUGUACCAUUGUACACAUAUUGUAUCUCCACUUUUUAAUUGCCACGCAAAACAAACUACUUCUGUGAGGGCAAGUCGUAACUCCAGCCCAUCAUAACUCGAGGGACCACUGUAUAUACACGAGUACAACCCAAAAGUGUAUAACCCACAAUUUUUUUGGCCUCUUCUUUUUGCCCCCCCCCCCCCACCACCACCACAAAAAAAUAUUCAUAUAUAUCGUGUACAGAUUUAACCCGAUUAUAUUAUAAUUAUGGGGGAACACUAAACCCCUAGGAUUAUCCAGUGCAUGUGGGGGGGGAUGGAAGGUAUUCAGGCUCAGUUCAGGGAACUGGAGCACAGAUCCAAUUUCCUAGAUCAAGAGCCCCUCACCAGCAUCAAGGAACCUCCCUUGAUGGGAGAUUUACCAUGAAAAGGGGUCAAAAGGUUCCGAUGUGAAAUACAGUAGUACCUCGGUACUCGAACUUAAUUCAUUCCAGAAGGCUGUUAAUGCUGAAAAAAAAAUUCUAACCAACUUUCUUCUUUUGAUGCCCAUGGUGACAUAUUUAUACAGGUCCACAUCCCUUUAUCCAAAAUCUGAAAAUUGAAAAGUUCCAAAAAUCGAAGUUUUUUCGUGGAGUGUGGAGUCGGUCAUCUUAGCGCUGAGUAGUGGCGUUGAGAAUCAUUCUGAAAUUCAAAAAAUUCUGAAAUUCGAAACAAUACUGGCCCCAAGGGUUUCAGAUAAAGAGAUGUGGACCUGUACAAAUAUAAAAAAUGCAAAGAAAUGCAAAAUAGUUUACAGGGAAAUUCUGGCAGGUCUUGUUUGUUUGAUAGUGUGCUGAGCAAACUGUCAACUACCGAAUGACAUUUUUUUUUUUUUUUUUACUGAACAAAGCAUUCAAAUACCGAAUUGUUAGAGUUGUUAGAGCCAAAAUAUGGACAAAAAAAAAAGUACAGUAAAUCCUUGAUUUCAUAGACCUCGAUUUCAUGGUCAAAAUUCGCUUGGUUAGUUAAUGUAAAAACAGUGGACGAAGUCUGUUGGCUACACAGUUGUUUGUUGUGAUGAUCGCAGGGAAAACCAUCUCGUCUCUAUUCACCACAAUCACCAUUGUGAUUGUGGUGAAUAGAGACGAGAUGGUUUGUAUAGUAUAGAUUGGAAGAGAACUUAGGAUUUACUUUUACCUUCAGCACUUCCCCAUACCUUAAGAAGCUGAACAAUAUAUGUUUACAUUACACUAUACAGUUGAUUUACAUUUCAUAUUAAUAAACUGAAAAAUUAAAUAAAAUAUUGGUUAGUCUUGAUGGAACAGUGGUAAAUCUGGCAGCUUUGCAGUGAUUCUUUUUUGCAUUGUAAACAAACUAAGAGAAAAGUGUUUUCCACUGCAUUACAUGAAUUUGUUAUGCUUUUGGUUGUUUGUGGUAACUUACAUAUUUAGGAUAAUUCACUUGAGCCUAACAUAAAACAACCCAAGGAGGGAGGACCAGAGCUCUUUGUAAUUAGUGCUUGAUCAGGUAUCCCCAGAGCCUGAUUAGAGCUCUUUGGUAUCUGGUCAGUGCAAAUGAAACUGCUGAAUGUUUUCAAAUAUGUAUAUUUAAGGUGGAACAUGGAAUAUGGUUAUUUGUUCUAAAUCCGUGUUGGCGCCUCGCUUUCCUCAGACUGUUAGACCGAGGGAGCCCCACAAGGUUGUGUCCUUAGCACUACCCUUUUAUCUUCCAUCGUGUAUUUAGUCAACACUAUGUUGAUGACUUCGCUAUAACUUACGUAGGCACUGACUGUCGCCUGGUAGCGGCCUCCCUUCAGGAUGCACUUAACCCUUUGACUCUCGCGACCCCAAAUCCUAAAGUGUCUCCUGGUGUUGCAAAAUAUUUGAAAAAAAAAAAAAAUCUCAUGGAACGAUAGAGAAUCUUUUCCCGAUGAUAAUGACGCCAAAA
Messenger RNA from Cherax quadricarinatus, 9688 nucleotides. Lineage: Eukaryota; Metazoa; Arthropoda; Malacostraca; Decapoda; Parastacidae. The record is from RefSeq and is a predicted model, not a curated record.